AUGGGAUUGGUUUCUAAAUCAUUAUAUGCUGUAUCGCUUUUGCAACUGUUACAUGCUGGUUUCUCGAGUUACGAGUUUCAUCAAGUAAUGAAAAAACACAAUAGAGUGGGUGCCCAAUUACCACAAGAUAUCAAAUUUGAAGUUUUAUGUGCAAUUAUAAUAUUUACACUAGGUGUCUUUCUGUCGUUUGAAGUUCUACAAUAUUACCCACUUCGCGGUGAAGAAAAGCCACUAGGGCCAAAGCAAUAUCUUUUAGAUAUCAAAUUAAACAAAAGCAGCAAUAUUGACAAUUUAGUAGGUGUUGAUCCAAAUGGUGAAGUAAGUUACACUCCAAGUUUUGUUGACAUCAAAGAGAAAAGAGAGCAAGUCCAAAAAUGGCUAAAUGAGAUCCCAAAGAAAUCUAACUAA
Messenger RNA from Nakaseomyces glabratus, 408 nucleotides. RefSeq names its product Emc5p (gene EMC5). Lineage: Eukaryota; Fungi; Ascomycota; Saccharomycetes; Saccharomycetales; Saccharomycetaceae. Gene Ontology annotation, cellular component: EMC complex. Gene Ontology annotation, biological process: protein folding in endoplasmic reticulum. The record is from RefSeq and is a predicted model, not a curated record.